UUUAUUGGAUGUCGUCUCCCGUGUCCAAAAGUGUCUCCGUCAUUGAUUGGCCCACUGCACGUUCGAAGGGGUUCACGCGCUUCCGGUUAGUGUGGGAAACGUGUGGGAGAAGCUGAGUGAUGUGAGGAGUUAGUGAAGAUCGAACUGUCAUAUAGACAGUGGUGAAAAGCUCGUGGCUGCGAGAGGAGCGUGCGAUGCCUUGUCAGUCUUGUCAUAGUUGACUACCAUGACACGUUGGUGCGUUACGCACGAAGGAUGUCAACAAUUUAGAAAUCAAUAUGUGCACCAAAUCAGAGAGGGAGUAAUUCUCCUUUAGUGUGCACCGUAUAGCUUCAUUCUUGUCAUAUUUGGAUUCAAAUACACACAAACAAGUGGAAUUGGUUAGGAGCCUGCAUCGGCCCCUUUGCAACCAUUUUCAGUGAUGGAGGGGCAAAGGGAUGUACACAGCCCGGAGUUGAGUGAAGGGGAGAGCGUUUCUCCUUCUCCAAGUCUGCCUUCGCCGCCCAUCCUGCCUCUCCAAGCAGCGCAGCAGGCGCACAGAACCACCAACUUUUUUAUUGACAAUAUUCUACGGCCAGAUUUCGGCUGCAGGAAGGAGCAGGGCUUAGGUGCGAGGGAGAGGUCGCAGACUUCCAGCCGAGAGCGCGCCCACCCUUUGGUCGCCAGACCGAGUCAUCCUGGAACGCCAUGCCAGGAUUCCAAUUGCAGCAGCGACAGCACUUCUUCCUCCUCCUCGUCCUUGGCCUUGUCUCCAACCCCCAAAAAGAGCACCUCGUCCUCGAAAGCCAACGACAGCUCCGGAGGUAGCACGCCCAAGUUCGGCGAGAACACUUCUCCUGUUAUGGUUGUGAACGGCGUUAGCGGCGGCGCAGCGCCCUCCCCCGAGUCCCAACCGCUGCUGUGGCCUGCCUGGGUGUAUUGCACUAGAUACUCGGACAGGCCCUCAUCUGGCCCAAGGACACGGAAAUUGAAAAAGACGAAAAACGAAAAGGAAGACAAGCGACCCAGAACGGCGUUCACGGCUGAGCAGCUUCAAAGACUGAAGACGGAGUUCCAGGCCAACCGUUACAUUACGGAGCAGAGGAGACAGUCUCUAGCCCAGGAGCUCAACCUCAAUGAGUCACAAAUCAAAAUCUGGUUCCAGAACAAACGGGCCAAAAUCAAAAAGGCCAACGGCUAUAAGAACGGCCUGGCUCUCCAGCUCAUGGCGCAAGGAUUGUACAACCAUUCCACCACCACCAUUCAGGAAGACAAGGAGGAGAGUGACUGA
Oncorhynchus kisutch (coho salmon) is the source of this 1270-nucleotide messenger RNA. Its product is annotated as homeobox protein engrailed-1-B-like. The transcript has 2 exons. Gene Ontology annotation, cellular component: nucleus. Gene Ontology annotation, biological process: regulation of transcription by RNA polymerase II; multicellular organism development; neuron differentiation. Lineage: Eukaryota; Metazoa; Chordata; Actinopteri; Salmoniformes; Salmonidae. The coding region runs from base 422 to 1270 and encodes 282 amino acids. The record is from RefSeq and is a predicted model, not a curated record. Gene Ontology annotation, molecular function: RNA polymerase II cis-regulatory region sequence-specific DNA binding; DNA-binding transcription factor activity, RNA polymerase II-specific.